This is a messenger RNA of Panthera uncia (snow leopard), 2113 nucleotides long. It is a transcript of the gene BROX, whose product is annotated as BRO1 domain and CAAX motif containing. The record is from RefSeq and is a predicted model, not a curated record. Bases 266 to 1501 code for a protein of 411 amino acids. NCBI's taxonomy places the organism in Eukaryota, Metazoa, Chordata, Mammalia, Carnivora, Felidae. The transcript has 13 exons.
UAAGAGCAGCUAGGACGGGGCUGAGGAACGGAGAGUUCUGAGGGGGCCGCGACACGCGGCGCCUCCGCCCCUAAGCGGCGAGCACUGCCGCCUCGGUAGCUGUCAUGGCGGCCCGGGCCACGUGACUCCGGCUCUGCGCAGGCCUGGUUCGGCAGCCUCAGCUCCCCGCCUCCCUCUGUCUCGUUUUCGGACUCGGACAUUGCCUUUCUUCCAUCAGGAGGACUGCUGCACAGACUCCCGACGAAUCCAGAAACAUCUGGAGAAAAUGACACAUUGGUUUCAUAGGAACCCAUUAAAAGCCACAGCUCCUGUCGCUUUUAACUACUAUGGUGUAGCUGCUGGUCCUCCUGCUUCAAAAAUAUGCAGUGACUUGAGAUCAUCCAGAGCACGACUGCUUGAACUCUUCACUGAUUUGAGCUGUAAUCCAGAAAUGAUGAAGAACGCAGCAGAUUCCUAUUUUUCACUUUUGCAAGGUUUCAUAAAUUCCUUGGAUGAAUCUACCCAAGAAAGCAAGUUACGAUAUAUUCAAAAUUUCAAGUGGACUGAUACAUUACAAGGACAGGUUCCAAGUGCCCAGCAGGAUGCUGUUUUUGAAUUAAUAUCCAUGGGAUUUAAUGUAGCUUUAUGGUAUACCAAAUAUGCUUCAAGACUGGCUGGAAAAGAAAACAUAACCGAAGAUGAAGCAAAAGAAGUCCAUCGAAGCCUAAAAAUUGCAGCGGGGAUUUUUAAACAUUUAAAGGAAAGUCAUAUCCCAAAGCUCAUUACACCUGUAGAGAAGGGGAGGGAUUUAGAGGCACGGCUCCUGGAAGCUUAUGUUGUCCAGUGUCAGGCAGAAGCUCAAGAAGUAACAAUCGCUCGAGCAAUUGAACUGAAACACGCGCCUGGCCUAAUUGCUGCACUGGCGUAUGAAACGGCCAACUUCUAUCAAAAAGCUGAUCAUGCUUUAUCCAGUUUGGAGCCUGCAUACUCUGCUAAAUGGAGAAAAUAUCUUCACUUGAAAAUGUGUUUCUACACGGCUUAUGCUUACUGUUAUCAUGGUCAGACUUUGUUGGCUAGUGAUAAAUGUGGCGAAGCAAUCCGGUCUCUCCAAGAAGCAGAAAAAUUUUAUGCAAAGGCAGAAGUACUGUGCAAAGAAUAUGGAGAAACCAAGGGACCUGGGCCAACGGUCAGACCCUCAGGACACUUGUUCUUUCGGAAGCUCGGAAAUCUUGUGACGAACACCCUAGAGAAGUGUCAGAGAGAGAAUGGGUUCAUUUACUUUCAAAAAAUUCCAACAGAAGCCCCACAGCUGGAACUCAAAGCAAAUUACGGUCUCGUAGAGCCUGUACCUUUUGAAUUCCCUCCGACAAGUGCACAAUGGACACCGGAAACGCUGGCCUCGUUUGAUCUCACCAAAAGACCCAAGGAUGACAGUACCAAACCCAAAGCAGAAGAAGCAGUGAAGCCUGUCAGAGAACCAGAUACCAGACCUCAGAAGGACACGGGAUGUUCCAUCUCCUAAAAUACACUGAUAAAAUGUGCACUACGAAUUUCUCUAUAGUAGAUAAGAUAAACCCUGGGACUUCAGUCCGUAUUUCUUAAAAGGUUUUCUCUGAAGCCCGUAGAAUGAUUUAGUACAUUCGGAGGGAAUCUGCCUUCAGUUUAUUUGUUCUUGAUUUUUAAUAGAGUAGAGAUGUUUCAUGCUUUGUUUCCAAACCCUUUUUAAUCAGGACAACAUGUAAAAGAUUUUAUUGUGCCCCUCAAGGGCGUAUUUGGGGGUUGGGCUUUUUUUUCUUCAAAGUCUGGGUUGUAGUAAGUUUCAGGUUAAUAUAGGCCAGAAUCACGUGGCAUCAGGUAUGUUUUUCUGUCUUCACACACAAAAAGUUUUAUUUUCCUUCCUCUUACCUGAUACCAGAAGAAUGACAGGAGUUGGUUUUUAACAGUUUUCUUCCUCUUACCAUUAUGUUGUCACACAGACUUGUGUUCUCUUCAAAUCCCUUCCAUUUGUAAGAAGCUAUAAUUUGUUCCAAAAAAUCAGUGUUUAUAGGUAUUUUGAGACCAUUUAAGAACUUCUGUUCUGGUAGCCCUGCACUUUAUUUCAGCUUCAAUAAACCUACAGUGAUUUUUACAAGUA